Cottoperca gobio is the source of this 3091-nucleotide messenger RNA. RefSeq names its product arrestin, beta 1 (gene arrb1). Gene Ontology annotation, cellular component: cytoplasm. Gene Ontology annotation, biological process: G protein-coupled receptor internalization; negative regulation of Notch signaling pathway; signal transduction. The record is from RefSeq and is a predicted model, not a curated record. Gene Ontology annotation, molecular function: G protein-coupled receptor binding. NCBI's taxonomy places the organism in Eukaryota, Metazoa, Chordata, Actinopteri, Perciformes, Bovichtidae. Bases 112 to 1368 code for a protein of 418 amino acids. The transcript is spliced from 16 exons.
AGGGAGGGGGGGGGCUCAGAGGGAGAGAUCCUCCCUCAGUUUCCACGGUGACGGCAUCCCUCCUCCAUCAUCUCUCCGUCCGGCUGCUGUCGGCUCGUUGGCGUCGUCAGGAUGGGAGAUAAAGGAACGAGAGUGUUUAAGAAAGCCAGUCCCAAUGGAAAGCUCACCGUCUAUCUGGGGAAGAGAGACUUUGUGGACCACGUGGAUCUGGUGGAGCCUGUCGACGGCGUCAUCCUGAUCGACCCGGAGUACCUGAAGGAGCGGAAAGUGUUUGUGACUCUGACUUGUGCGUUCCGUUAUGGUCGGGAGGACCUGGACGUCCUCGGGUUGACGUUUCGGAAAGACCUGUUUGUGGCGAACAUCCAGGCAUUUCCUCCGCUGCCCGAAGAGAAGAAGAGUCUGACUCGUCUUCAGGAACGCCUGAUUAAGAAACUGGGAGAACACGCCCACCCGUUCACCUUCGAGAUCCCUCUGAACCUGCCGUGCUCCGUCACCCUGCAGCCGGGCCCCGAGGACACCGGGAAGGCCUGCGGAGUCGACUUCGAGGUGAAAACCUUCUGUGCAGAAAGUGCUGAAGAAAAGAUCCACAAAAGGAACUCGGUGCGUCUGGUGAUCCGGAAGGUGCAGUACGCUCCGGAGAAACCCGGUCCUCAGCCGACUGCAGAAACCACCCGACAGUUCCUGAUGUCAGACAAACCUCUGCACCUGGAGGCGUCUCUGGACAAAGAGAUUUAUUACCACGGAGAGCCGAUCAGCGUCAACGUCCACGUCACCAACAACACCAACAAGACGGUGAAGAAGAUGAAGAUCUCAGUGCGACAGUACGCAGACAUCUGUCUCUUCAACACGGCUCAGUACAAAUGUCCGGUGGCCACCGAGGAGUCAGAUGACGUCGUCGCUCCGAGUUCGACCUUCUGCAAAGUUUUCACCCUCACCCCGUUUCUGGCCAACAACCGAGAGAAACGAGGCCUCGCUCUGGACGGGAAGCUGAAGCACGAGGACACCAACCUGGCCUCCAGCACGCUGUUAAGAGAAGGAGCCAAUAAGGAGAUCCUCGGCAUCAUCGUGUCGUACAAAGUCAAAGUGAAGCUGGUCGUGUCUCGAGGCGGGCUCCUGGGAGAUCUGGCGGCGAGUGACGUCUCUGUUGAGCUGCCGUUCACAUUAAUGCACCCGAAGCCGUUAGAAGAAUCCAUCUACAGAGACGCUCCAGAUGAAGCUCCGAUCGACACAAACCUGAUCGAGUUUGACACAAACGACGAUGACAUUAUCUUCGAAGACUUCGCCCGCCAGCGGCUGAUUGGUGGAGCGAAGGACGACAAGGAUGAAGACGAGGAGCCGGUGGACUCGCCCAAACUGGACGACAGAUAAAGGCUGCGAGCGUCGCCGCCGCCACCGCUGCUGUUUGUAGUGUGGAGCUGACGGAGGUCAAACCACAGUCUGGACCCUUUAAAACACUCGUUCAUGUUCGUCCCCUCUGCGUCCUGCCGGGGUGUAAAAAGCUAGAAUACUGCAGCCUAGACGUCAGUCGUGUUUUCAGACGGAGCAGCUCGGCUGGCCGGAGAGUUGAACCGGCGGCCGCGGCGUCGUAACGAUGGCUGGUAGCAUGCCUCUAAUGUCACUUUGUUCUACGUGUUUCCAUUAGGGAGCGACCAGGAGUAACGUUGUGUUGAGAUUAGUUUCGAUGUGUCGUAUCAGAGGGUCUUCUGGAACAGUUCACCACUCGACGUGGACGUCAGCUGACGGAGGUCUUUGUAACGGUCAGUCUGCACGUUAACCUGAAGAAACACCAGAAGAAGAAGUUUUCUGCAGGAUGUCCCGACCUGCAGAAAAGGACCUGAGACUGUCAGAGAGCCACCAAUCAGCUGAAAGGAACUCGUGGCCUACUUUGCAUGAAAUACAUCAAUACUUUAUGGUUUAUUAAUAUCAUGAAUAAUCAGCCUUUAUAGGAGACGCCCGGAUUACAGGAGUGUACAAACCUUUGUUUACAAAUUGAGCAUUUUCCAAAUCUUCAUGAGUAUUUAGAUCAACGUCCUUCCUUUAACUAAGCAGCUGCUUUCACUUCUAUAAAAAUCUACUUUCAAGAGACGACGAAGUUCAGUCAAGGACGAAAUGUGUACAGAAGCUGGCGUCAAGUGUGACCUUGUACACUUACAUACUUAGACAAAGUUGUCGUACGGCUGCUUGUGUUUGAACAUAUUUGACAAUUUAGGGAUUGUGUGAAAAAACAUGUUUAUAAAAGUAUUUGUUUUAGAACUCUGGGAUCUACGACGACGUAUAGAUAAGGGCCAUUACAGGAAAAAAAAAAAAAAGAUAACGGAGCGAAGGGAAGGGGGUGAUAUUCAGAGGAAAAACGCCUUCCGAGAUUAAAGGCUUCAAAUAAAAUAAAAAAUAUGAUUUACAAGAAAAUAUUAUAGAAUAUUCCCAGAAUCAAAAGUCAUACAUUUACUCAACAACAAACUUGGACAAUCUUUGAGAUUAAAGCUGUAAAUCUUCAAGAAAAAACCUCCCCGGCUCCGUAAUUUAUUUAUUUUGACCUACAAUGGCGUCAGUAUCUUAACUAAUGUCAAACAUUAUUAAAACAAUCAUACAUGUGAAUUUAAUCUCCCAAAUCCUCCCAAGUCUCUGAUGUCCUUAAACGCACCUACAGGGAGGGAAGUCAAAGGAAGGAAAAGUAUAAAACAGGAAGUGUUAUUGUCAUUGUGGUCCUUUAAUGAACAUAUUAUUCACGUGAAGCCUCGCGAGACUCGAUGAGAUUAAUACUGUGUGUAAUUACUGAACUUUUAUUUUACAAAAACAUUUUUAAUUUGGACAUUCAAAGUAAAACAGCGACUGAAAAGUCCGUCCUGUGAACAGAGUCGAUGUACAGUUACUGUGUGUGCGUGUGCGUGCGUGCGUGUGCGUGAGUGUGUGUGUGUGUGUGUGUCUCUUCAGAUGAAAGACUGAAUGAACUACAACAUGAAGGUUAAAAAUAAAAUAAAAACAAACAUCUUUAUUAUUUCAAAAUAAGAUUUAAUUGGCUUUUAUUUUGAAAGGGUCAGGAGGAAACCUGUAUAUUCCACUUCAUCUUUAAUAAAAAGGAAGUUUGUGGCAA